This is a messenger RNA of Sycon ciliatum, 3852 nucleotides long. RefSeq lists its product as uncharacterized. Gene Ontology annotation, biological process: protein modification process; endosome to lysosome transport; protein transport. Gene Ontology annotation, cellular component: ESCRT I complex. The transcript is spliced from 6 exons. Gene Ontology annotation, molecular function: ubiquitin binding. The coding region runs from base 271 to 2964 and encodes 897 amino acids. The record is from RefSeq and is a predicted model, not a curated record. Lineage: Eukaryota; Metazoa; Porifera; Calcarea; Leucosolenida; Sycettidae.
GACUUGCAUUGCAGUCUUCCACCCCGAGAAGUAAGAAGUAAUAAAAUUAUUAGUUAGUUCAACCGUUACCGGGUGUCUUCUCCUCUCGAACAGAAUUUCUGGACGGAGUAGCAGCAGCAGCUGCUCUACACCUAGUGACAGUAGAUGAGUUUCACAGGGUGAGGGACUCACUGCACGACGAUACCCUUCUCCUAAGGCUUCGGACCAGGCAGGAUUCACGCAGGGUGUUACGACCGAUAAGUGUGUAGUGGCACUGCUCGAUUCUGGUGGAUGGUGGUGGAAAAUCAGCCUGAGAAGUCGGACAUUUCGCCAGAGAAUGCGCUGGUGAUGAGCAGCGAUUCCCAGGUGAAGAUGGAGCCCGGAAAGGAGAGAGAUGGCAGGAAGCUUGAGGACUUCUGCCGCGCCAACCUAGGCGAGUACGAGAACAAGAGUGCUGUGAAGAAAGACUUGGCAUGUGUCAUUGAGUGGUUCCCUGGUUUCGAAAUAACCAGGAGUAUUCAAGUGGACAGUGAUUUUCGCACGCACACAUAUGCUAUUCUUGAAGGCUGUCUGCCGAUAACAUACAAAGGUAACGUGUAUAACAUCCCCCUGAUGGUGACGUUUGAUCACAAGCACCCUGAGAUGCCACCCUACUGCACAGUCAGGACCCCAGGGAAUAUCUGUGUCAGGCCAACCCGCCACGUGGACGCGUCCGGGACUGUCGUGGCGCCUUACCUGCGCCGAUGGACAGAGUCCGAGUCGAGUGUGUGCGGCUUGCUGGAACACUUGCAGGCAGUGUUUGGAGAAUCGUGCCCCGUCUACUCCAAGACCUCAGACCCGGGCUCUGGCUCGCACCCCUCGCCAGUGACACAGCGGCGUCACGCUGAUCAUAGCGGUGAAUUUGAACUGGCAGAAGUGGCAGAAGCAGCCAUGGCAACAACAACAGCAAAAGCCACCAUGGCACCAACAACAGCAGCAGCCACGGCAACAGCAGCAAAAACAGCAACCGUGGCAAAAGCAGCAGCAGCAGGAACUAUGGCAACAACUGCUAAAGGAACCAUGGCAACAACAGCAGCAGAAACCAAGACAACGGCGGCAACUGUGGAAACAACGGCGGUAGCACAUGAAGACAUAGUCGUUACCGAGUUGCUAGCGGCAACCCCGAAUGACAACAGUGCUAAACCCACACUUAGUACAGCAGAGUCUCUGCCAGCUCAUGAUAAUACACAUGCAGCAUUUGUUCGCGAUGGAGCUGUCGUUGAUGCAGCAGAAGCAGCAACACCAGCAGCUCCGGGACUAGAUGCUACUGCGGGCUCGGCCGGUGCCAAGCCAAGCGUGCUUCCACGGCGACGUCAGCCGUCGGUGAAGAAUCUGCGGAUUGAGAAAUCGCGCCCUGACCAGUCGCCGAACGUCAUGACUCUGCGAUCACCGUCGCCACCACGCGGCAGCGAUGUACCUCUUGACGAGAAACUCAUUGUCAGAGCUAGAACAGGAAACACGGCAGCGCCGCACCACCUCGGCCAACGACCAGCUCCGCACCAUGGCGAAAAGCAUUCCCGCCGCCGCACAUCUCGUAAAGCUGGGACAGCCGACGAGAGAGACGAAGGGCCCUGCGUCAAGAUGGUGCACGGUGAAACCCAAAUCAAGUGGCCGGAGCAUAAGAUGCAGUCAUUGCCGAGGGCUGGGCCACAUGCCGCGCCAGCAGCGUUUAUCAAUGAGCCCGCAGCAACACCAGCAGCGACAGCAACAGCAACAGAAGUGCCAGCAGCAGCCAUAGGAGUUCCUCUGGUGCCAUCGUCAGGAGGCGUGCUAAUCCCGUUUCUCUUACCCCCAGCACCAAGAAACCAAUAUAUACGACAACGCAUACCAGCAAUCCAACCGCAUGUGUACGCACUGCCUAGACCAGCUUCAUCAAAGGAAGCAUCAGCAGCAGUACCUGCAGAAUUAUCAUCAUCAGCAACAGCAACAGCAACAACAGCAGCUGACACUACAUCCCAGUCAUCCUCUAAUGCAUCUGAAGAUAGUCGAGAUCGAUUGCUGCAGAGCUCGGCAUGCGUGGAUCGGAAGCCGUGCAUCAGAGACCUACUGAAUCCCAAGUUGACACAGAUUGGCGAGAAACUGGAUCUGGAGAAUUGUGUUGUGGAUUUCGAGCCAGUCAUCGAGACGGCUAACUGGAGCGUCGUCGACACGCCGUGCGUGCGUACCAGGAACACGGUCAGAGUGCACGACAGCAGCGCAGCUAUCCUCGUCGUAUGGUUUGGCAACGACAAGUUUGUUCGCAGGGCAUUCACGCCACGCGCAACGGUAAAUCUGUGGAACGUACACAUGAAAGAAUACGGUCCAACACGCUACAUCGGCCUGGACAAUAACUCCAAAGUCGCCGUGGUGGCCAGAUCAAGCAAUGACGUCGUUGUUCCGACCACUCUGACUGUUCCUGCUGCACCAGCUGCCGCGAGUACUGGUAGUCCUGGCGUUGCUUCGUCGAGUGCCCAUGGUGCCACGGUGAGACGUCCUCCGCCUGCUACCCGGGCUGACCGGGACGAUUCUCCUGCUUUGAUCCGCGGGCUUGUGGUGUCGGUGCUGUCGCAGUCGCACAUCACCUGCCCACAGUGCCAGGGUGUGCUUGUCAGCGAUGCCAAUGACCGUUGCCAUGAUGCUGCUGGCAGCAACCAAGGCAACAGUAGCCAAGGGAAUAACAGUUUGAUCAUUCGCUGCCAGCACUGCCGAGCCAAAGUACUGCGUAGCGCUGCAGAGCCAGUCUGGAAGAUGACAUUAGCCCUGAAGAACGACACCGGAACCCACUCUGUUCUCGUCGUCGCCGACAACGAAUUCCUGCAGCGAUUCUCCUCCGCAGAUGGCCAGCAAAGCAUCGAUGAGAUUGAGGAUUGUCUGCUACUGGGAAAGUACACCCUGGUGGUUGCUUUGCCAUCUGCUGGUUCCGGGCCCGCGCAUGUGGUGGAGGUUAGUCGGUCUGGCUCUGCCUAGGUUGAAGCUGCCACUUCUCUUGGCGUCACUGUCAUUGCUCUGUUGUAUUGCCCCAGUAGCAAUUUUUUUCCUUCAGAUGACGUAUGACUGCUUGAUGUGAACUGUCUGCCUGCUAGGCAAUUAUGAGCCAGUAAAGAUGCACCAUCUGCAAAUGCUGCCCCCCACCCCUAUAAACCGAACAAACAAUAUAAACACACAUGAUCCUAUAGGGAACUGCUUCUCUGUACCAAAAAAAUCUGCUCGCCUUACCGGGCCUUUUCCCCGCAUACUGAGCACCAAAUAUUUCUGAUCUUAGAGUAUCCUAUCGUGUAUUUAGCUAGUGCCACUCUCCUAUGUGUGCCGCAGUGGUUGGUUGCCAUUGUAAGGUACAGUCAGACCUCGCUUAACCGCUCACAUCCGUUUUCCACACAAAUAUCCGGAUAGGCGAGGGAGCCGCAUAAUCGAACACACGUACUGUAUGUAUGCAUGACAUGUGCUGUAAGUCGGUGACCAGCGACUUUCUUCCGGAUGGCAUGCCAGGGAUCCGGAUAAAAGAGGACCGGAUAAGCGAGGUCUGACUGUACUGUAUCCAUGCAAUACCUGCUGCCGGAUUCUGGAUCUGAGCUGACAUUCCUAGGAGCAGUGAGCAGGCACUCCCCAUGUCUUUUGGCCCCAUGUCUUCCGUCCCAUGUCUUUGGUCCAGGCUGCUGUAGCGUUUCCGUUGUGUUCAUGCAUCUUUGAUUAUGAUAUUAUAAGGUUUGAUGUCUAGACUAGAAGCUCCUUGUGGACAGUUCUUGCGCACAUUGGAUGCUACACUUUGUUUGCUGAGAUGAUGACUCAGUGUUACUGUAUUUUUUAUUUUUUAUUCUCACAACUUGGCCAUAGGCCAGAUGGUAUCCUUCUCAUGAA